Alternaria conjuncta is the source of this 1488-nucleotide messenger RNA. RefSeq lists its product as uncharacterized. NCBI's taxonomy places the organism in Eukaryota, Fungi, Ascomycota, Dothideomycetes, Pleosporales, Pleosporaceae. The record is from RefSeq and is a predicted model, not a curated record. Bases 1 to 1488 code for a protein of 495 amino acids. The transcript is spliced from 2 exons.
AUGUGUAUCACUCCGCCUAACUCCGGUACACAACAGGUCAUUCUCGGUUUCUCGAUUUCAGCAUAUCUCACAUUACUUCUGCUCAUCAUCCACUACAUCACUGUACACAACGUCCACCAAACAAAGAGCACAGAAAACACCCACAUCAAUGCAGUCGACCACAGAAUCCUCACCUUUAUACGCUCACGUAUCUUCUCAUGGACCCCCAGCCGACGCUUCCAGUACGCUAUCGAAAAGUCUGUCCUAAUCCUCAGCGACCUGAACCUGGUCACUGGCACCGCGAUUCUCAUCGCCGGCUACUCGCAACUAAAAUGUGGCAUCUCUGCGUACCACUGGCAGAUGAUGGUCUUUAUUUCGUGGUUCGCGAGCUUUGCUUUUGUCUCCGCUACGGCCUUCCUCGAAGGUUGCUCCCAGACCAACAAGAGUAUGAGACUCGUCAGACUGGUCUUUAUGGUUCUCCUUGCUUCUCUUUUGAUCACGGCUUUGCUUCCGACGGGGUCGAGGAUGUGGCUUAAUGAAUAUCCUGAUGAUGGGGAAGGGUUCUACCCUAGUCUGAGCGCUAUAUGUUUCUACAAGGAGCUUGGUAUGCGCUCGUUGUUGCGGCGGGGUCCUAAGAUUUGGUCUAUGAUAUUCUCUGUGGUUAUCGUUGGUGUAUCUUUUGUUCGGUGUGGUAUACAGCUACUCGAUCGAGGCGGAGACGUAUCCCGCACAUGCCUUCGGACGUUACCUGGAACGAAGCUCAAACAGUUCCUCAGCUUCCUGGAGAGCAAGACAUUACCUCCUACAGCCCAGGCCUACAUCUGGCACGCACCAUACCUACUCUCAUACGCCAGCUUCAUCAUCGCCCGAGCCAUCUACGACGUCUCUGAGUCCAUGCUACUGGAGAUCCUCUGGUUGACAUUCGCAAUGGCUUGGGGAACCAUCAAAGUGUGGGAUACACGCGCCGCAGCCUCAUGGAACUAUGAUGGCUACAACUUCACACUCAACCAGAAGGUAUCUGAGGAGAACUCCUGGGGGUUCGGUCAGACUUUGCCGUUGAUCUUGCUCCUGCUACCACUUCUGUCCAUGGCCCAGGCGUACCUUGACGACGAUGCAAAAGCUCAAGAGACCAUCCGAGCUGACGAGGACAUAUCCUGCCCGCCUGGAACGGCGGCGACCGAAGAGGCAGAGGAUCCGAGUAUCGUAGACUCAGACCCAUUCGAUACUCAGAACUGCAGUCGGCUUGUUAACCUUCCAACAUACCCCUACGACAGUUUCUCCUCAUACUCCUGGUAUCAUGACCACCUCAUUCUCCUGGUCUCCCAAGUCAUCAUGGUCGGUACCGUUGCGCUCUUCUUUCUCACGCGCUUAGCAGAUAUCUUGGGCAUCUCUUCAAUUCUACGAAGUAGACUCUUCGUCAUCUGGAUUCUAGCCAUCUUACCACUGGCCUCUCUCAUCCACUUGGCAACAUGGUAUCUAGCAGCUCUGAUGGUCGAUUGGGGACUAUAG